Messenger RNA from Diachasmimorpha longicaudata, 3872 nucleotides. RefSeq names its product coatomer subunit gamma (gene gammaCOP). Gene Ontology annotation, biological process: endoplasmic reticulum to Golgi vesicle-mediated transport; protein secretion; intracellular protein transport. NCBI's taxonomy places the organism in Eukaryota, Metazoa, Arthropoda, Insecta, Hymenoptera, Braconidae. The transcript is spliced from 4 exons. The coding region runs from base 650 to 3277 and encodes 875 amino acids. Gene Ontology annotation, cellular component: COPI vesicle coat; endoplasmic reticulum-Golgi intermediate compartment; Golgi membrane. The record is from RefSeq and is a predicted model, not a curated record. Gene Ontology annotation, molecular function: structural molecule activity.
CGGAAAUGGAAACGAAACGGAAACUCUGGCCAACGUUGUUUAAUGGCUACCAGAGUUGUGCGAGCUGAGGUGACGUGUCUUCAAUUUUUUACAACAAUUAUUGGAAUCUAAAAAAUGAAUGCGUUUAAACGUGACAAAAAGGAGGAAGAAGAUGGUUAUUUUUUCGGGAUUUAAUGUGAAACCUGAUUGAGUCCAAUUGCACCAGAAGAUAUUGAUGAUUGGAGAUGGUCCAUUUUGCCUUGCUUCCCUCUACUUUAUUGUUGACGCAUUAGUUUCCUAAUUACUGAUACUAUGUAUUAAGAUUUUUAAUUAUUUGUUCACAAGUAUUUAAAUUAAGACAACAAAGUAAAAUUUUCCCAUAGAUUUCUAACAGACAUUGCUGCUACAAAUUUGAUUCGUCAAUGCAGUUUCACCAAAUCAAUUUUUCCUCUUAAUCGACAUUCAAUAAUAAAACAAAAUAAAAAACCCGAGUCGUUCGUGAAUGAAGAGUUUCACGUGAAUUGAAUCCUUUUUAAAUUCAAUUAUCCCCAGUUUUGGUCUUUUGACUCCAAACAAUUGAUUCCACCAACUGAAUUUGUUCAUUAAAAACUUCGCCACAAAACUCCAUCAACUGCCCACUCCCCGAACCCUCCCCCAAAAGUCUCUCAGGAUGUCGCGCAAGUCCCUAACGAAAGAAAAACCUCCAGGCGGUGGGAAUCCCUUCCAGAACCUGGAGAAGACAACAGUCCUCCAGGAAGCGCGAACAUUCAACGACACGCCCGUGCACCCACGCAAAUGUUCGCACAUCUUGACGAAGAUCCUCUACUUGAUAAACCAAGGAGAGGUUCUGGGUGUGACUGAAGCCACGGAGACAUUCUUCGCGAUGACGAAGUUGUUUCAGUCUCGCGAUGUAGUGCUGCGUCGUCUCGUCUACCUCGCGAUAAAGGAGCUCAGUACAAUAGCCGAGGACGUAAUCAUCGUCACGUCAAGCCUGACCAAAGAUAUGACCGGCAAGGAGGACCUGUACCGAGCAGCUGCAAUUCGCGCACUCUGCACGAUAACAGAUGCAGCAAUGCUGGCGGCUAUCGAGCGCUACAUGAAGCAGGCGAUUGUCGACAAAUCGCCAGCGGUCUCAAGUGCAGCCCUGGUGUCAUCGCUGCACCUGUCCAGUGUCUCAGCGGACGUGGCUCGUCGCUGGGCAAACGAAGCCCAGGAAGCCCUCAACUCCGACAACGUGAUGGUGCAGUAUCAUGCACUGGGGGUGCUGUACCAGGCGAGGAAGCAGGACAAGCACGCCGUUAUCAAAUUGGUGGCGAAACUCAUGAGAACGAGCCCCAAGAGCCCGUACGCAGCGUGCAUGCUCAUCAGAAUGGCCUGCAAGCUCCUGGAGAACUCCAGCGAAGGGGGAGAUCUUCUGGAGUUCAUCGAGUCGUGUUUGAGACACAAGUCGGAGAUGGUGGUGUACGAGGCUGCUCAUGCUCUGGUGAACUUGAACAGGAGUGGCAUCAGGGAGAUCGCCCCUGCUAUCAGCGUUCUUCAGCUCUUCUGUGGGUCACCCAAACCGGCUCUGAGAUUUGCUGCUGUCAGGACUCUCAAUAAAGUUGCUAUGACUCAUCCUGCUGCUGUCACUGCUUGUAAUCUUGAUUUGGAGAAUUUGAUUACUGAUCCUAACAGGUCCAUCGCAACCCUAGCAAUCACCACUCUCUUGAAGACCGGAGCUGAAAGUUCAGUGGACAGACUGAUGAAGCAGAUCGCGACAUUUGUGUCCGAAAUAUCUGAUGAGUUCAAGGUGGUUGUGGUCCAAGCGAUUCGGGCACUGUGCCAGAAAUUCCCCAGGAAACACGCCGUCCUCAUGAACUUCCUAUCAGCAAUGCUGAGAGACGAGGGAGGACUGGAGUACAAAGCAGCCAUUGCUGAUACGAUUAUUGCGGUGAUGGAGGGCAAUGCUGAGGCUAAGGAGGCCGGUCUUGCUCAUCUUUGCGAGUUCAUUGAGGACUGCGAGCACACUUCCCUCGCUGUCAGGAUACUUCAUCUACUGGGGCAGGAGGGACCCACAUCCAAACAGCCCUCCAGAUACAUCAGGUUUAUUUAUAACAGGGUUAUUCUGGAGAGUGCCUCUGUUAGAGCUGCUGCUGUCACUGCUCUUGCCAGAUUCGCCGCUGCUUGUCCUGAUCUUCUUCCUAAUGUACUUGUGCUCUUGUCGAGAUGUCAAUUGGAUUCCGACGACGAAGUACGUGAUCGUGCUGCCUAUUAUUGCACAAUUCUCCAGCAACGACAGGACCCGAGUGUCCUUCCCCUGAUUCAGCCACCCCAGCUGUCAAUUCCAACUUUGGAGAGAGCCCUGAGGAACUACGUGAAGACAGGAAUGGAGGAGCCUUUCGAUAUAUCCCAGAUACCUCCAGCAGCUCUCGACAAGGAGCCAGUGCCCCAGGAGAUUCAAUUAUCAACGAAGCCCGCUCAGCCGAGGCUCACCAGGGAGGAGAGCUACGCUGAGAAGCUCUCCCAGGUUCCCGAGCUUGCUCCUCUUCUCCUGGAGUCACCGUUGUUCAAAUCAUCACCAGUUAUCGAGCUCACAGAGUCUGAAACUGAGUACAAUGUCAAAUGUGUCAAGCACUCCCUCGGGGAUUAUCUCAUUCUGCAGUUUGAUUGUGUUAAUACACUGUCUGAUCAACUGCUGGAAAACGUCUUUGUAUCUGUCGAGGUGCCUGAAAAUUACGGUGUCCUUCAGGAACUGGUCUGUCCUAAACUGGCGUAUAAUAAGCCUGGAGUCACUUACACUAUUUUGGCGUAUCCUGACGAGCCUGAGUCCUCCAUUGCUACAUUGCAAACAACAUUGAAGUUCGUCGCCAAGGAUUGCGAUCCCACCACUGGACUGCCUGAAGCUGAACAGGGGUAUCAGGAUGAAUACAUGCUCGAAGACCUCGAGAUAACGCUGUCAGAUCAAAUGCGUGGCUCAGGGAUUAGAGGUAUGGACAUGGGAGCAGCCUGGGAAGCAGCAGCAACACGUGGUUUCACCUGCAUGGAGGAAACAUUUGCCCUUGGAGCCAAUGUAACAACUCUUGAGGCUGCUGUACAGAGUUUACUUGGAUUUUUGGCACUCGAGCCUCAGGAUAGGAGUGACAGGGUAGCCGCUGGAGCCACUUCUCACGUUCUCAUGCUCCACGGCUUCUUCAGGGGUGGCAAGGAGAUCUUCGCCAGGGCGAGACUGGCCCUUGCUAAUUCCGAAGUUACCAUGCAGCUUUCCAUUCGAUCCGAGGAUCCCGACGUUGCAUCUGUUGUUCUUGCUUCUGUGGGAUAAUCCUCCUGAGAUUUUAUUUACGAAGAUUUAUUAUCAUUGGUAACAGAUGAUUUUUACGCCUGGAGACAUUAAAGAAAAUAAUUCAAUACCUGGACAACUUGACAAUAUAAAUUCUUAACCAAAAAAGAAUGCAAUUGUACGUAGUCUGGGGCUAAGCUUUAUGUUAAUUAAUGAUUGAUCAUUUUUAAGCAUUCAAAGGUAUGUAAUGGGGGCGUAGAGAUAAAAAAUAAAUUUUCCGCGGAUUUGUAACUACGAAAAUUUAGAAAUUUAUUUACACGAAUUUAUUUAGUUCAAUGGGAUGUAUCAAUAGCAGUGCAUCAAGUGAAUAAAUAACAACUGUUAUUUGUUAAAUGGAAAAAUAUUUGUUGGAAGCUUUGUACAUUUUCGCACUUUUUAUUUGAGUAGAUUUAAGAAAUUUCUUUCUCCACAUGCAUUUCGGUUAAAUGAUAAAGACUAGGAUAUUUUUGAUUCAUUUUAGAAUAAUCAUUAUUUUUUCCAGUAUUUUUAGUAUUAAUAUUUUUCAAAAAUUAAUUAUUUGUUUAUCGGGAGGUCUUCAUUAUGAUAAAAGAAUAAAAUAUAAUGACGUACCCUGGAA